AUGAAGUCAUUUUUACCGAUUUUUGUGUACUUUUUGGGAAUUGAAGCCGCUUUCGCAGUAACGAAUACGUGUAAUGUUAGUGCACCUUUUAUUCCAGACUCCACGCAACAAAGAACAAGUCCUGAAGCCUUAGACUUUUUUUACUUAUGUUGGAAAAUUUCUUAUUCUGCCGGCGAAUCAUUGCCUAUGAACAUUAUUGUAAACCCUAAUAACAAGACUCCGCCGUCUCAAGUCUCAUUAUCAUUGUAUGAUGAAUUUAAUAAUAUCAAACUUAUUGAUAUUGCCAACGCUCCUUUAACAUCCUAUGAAAUAGCAACACCUUUCCCUGUGUACACAUGGACCGUGGUUUCAGAGAUUAAGUCAAGUUUCGAUUUUACAUCUGGUUAUUUUACUAUGGUCAUGUCAUAUAAUGAUGGUGACAAUAUUGUAAAAAAAGAUAGACGUUUAAAACUUUUAAAUGUAGUUGCUUCUCCAGGCGGUACUCAAAACCCUGCUUUUACCAACAAUACUACACAACAAACAACAUAA
Molecule: messenger RNA, 528 nt
Organism: Cetraspora pellucida
Lineage: Eukaryota; Fungi; Glomeromycota; Glomeromycetes; Diversisporales; Gigasporaceae
Source: the annotation of a GenBank genome assembly